UUUAAUAAUAAAACAACAUAAUUAUCAAUCACUGAAUCUACAGAUUAUAAUUAAUCUGGUCUAGCAUAAAGUAUAAAAGCGCAAAUCCCAAACCAAAAACCAAGUCAAAAUGAAGGCAUUCAUUGUAUUCUGCGCGCUCGUCGCCAUUACCUAUGGCGCAAACACCAACCGUAUCGUCGGUGGUCAAAACGCCUCCCCCGGCCAAUUCAAACACCAAGCCUCCCUCCGCUCCCUGGGCAACAGCCAUUUCUGCGGUGCAUCCAUCAUUGGUAAACGCACCCUGGCCACCGCCGCCCAUUGCAAAGUCUAUGAUGUAGACAGCAUGAUCGCCGUGGUAGGAACCACAAAACAAAACGAUGGCAACGCCAGGCGUUACAAGGUCGCACAAUUCAUCAUCCAUGAGAACUACACCCCAAGCACCAUUACCAAUGACGUAGGUGUUGUCAUUCUCACCGAAGACAUUGACUUCUCUGAUGAUUUAGUCGCUGCUCUGCCAUUGGCUAGCUCCCGACCAGCUGAUAAUGAACGUGUUACCAGCAGUGGAUGGGGAUACACCUCAUACCCUGGUUCCGUACCAAAUGAUUUGCAAUGGAUGCAGAUGAAUGUCUUAAGUCAGAAUGAUUGCUCUGCUCAAACUGGUGAGAUUGUAACUGGAAAGAUCUGUACGCUGGAAUCGAAGGGUCAUGGUAUCUGCUCUGGGGAUUCUGGUGGUCCAUUGGUCAACAGCAAAGGUGAACUUGUGGGAAUCACAUCCGCUGCUUAUCUUUGCGCGUUGGGCAAACCCGACUUUUUCACUGAUGUUUAUUACUUUAAGGAUUGGAUUGUUGAACACGCUGUUUAAUUAUGUUUGAAUAAAUAUUGAUUGAUUUUGA
Molecule: messenger RNA, 872 nt
Organism: Dalotia coriaria
Lineage: Eukaryota; Metazoa; Arthropoda; Insecta; Coleoptera; Staphylinidae
Product: chymotrypsin-2-like
Exons: 2
Coding region: 110-841 (243 amino acids)
Biological process (GO): proteolysis
Molecular function (GO): serine-type endopeptidase activity
Source: RefSeq, a predicted model, not a curated record